Symbiodinium pilosum is the source of this 363-nucleotide messenger RNA. The record is from the annotation of a GenBank genome assembly. Lineage: Eukaryota; Dinophyceae; Suessiales; Symbiodiniaceae.
GCAAUGUUCCCGACACUGGACGCAGACCUCGUGCGCUCUAUUUAUGCGGAAGCCCAGACGCCCCAGGACGCCGUAGACACGCUCUUGGCUCUGACCGUGGCGGCUGAUCCUAUGGAGGUGCCGCUGCCCACGUUGCCACCACUGGAGGUUGGCAUGGAUGAUCAUGACAAGUUCCCGGCGCUGACGGAUGCAGAGGGCUGGCAGGUUGCGAACCAGAAGCUCUUUGAUCGAGAUCCGGAAGAGGACCUGGGCUCUGCUUGGCGAGAUCGAGCAAAGGCUGCGCAGCACAUGCCCGCCCCCAAGGCCGCAGUGGCAUCUGCCAAGCCACGCUCGGGCCCUGCAAAGGCCAAGAAGGAGGAUUAG